AUGCCCUCCUCCCCAGCCCCCCCAAACCCAAACCCCUCCAGUUCAACAACAACAACAACCUCCUCCGACUCCCUCGAAACAGACCUCCUCGCCCACCUCGCCUCCACCUCCGCCCUCGACGACAUCCACACCAACCUCCUCUGCUACCUGCAGCGCAUGGGCUGGACCGAGAAAAUCCGCACGCUCUCGCUCGAACUCCUCCGCGCCGGACGAUGCGAGCGCUUCGACGAGGUCGUGGAUGCGGUGAUUGCGUCUGCGGAGUGUCGGGCGCAUCCGGCGUUUGAUCUUUCGGGUGCGAAUGGGGCGGGUCGGAAUGGCAACAAUCAGAAUGGGAGGAGUGCGAAUGGGAGUGGGAAUAGCAAUGGGAAUGGGAUGGUGCUAAGUGCUGAUGCAGAGGCGUAUUUGGAAAACGUGGAUGUGCGCAUUCCCGCGGUAGUUGUUGAGCAUGGCGUGCGCAUGGUUAAGGAGGUGCUGAAAGAUGUUGUCGUGUUCGAGGAUGGGUCGGCGCUGGAUGAUACGCCUGAUACUGGGAAGGGGGGUCAUGCUGGUGCGUCUGGGAAAAGGCUGGAUAAGGAGGACUCGGGCGAUUCGUCGGGCAAGGGCAAAAACGGCGAUGCCAGUCCGGUUAAGAAGACGGGGAAGAAACCCAAUCCCGGGAAGAAUGUCAAGUGA
Messenger RNA from Aspergillus chevalieri, 672 nucleotides. RefSeq lists its product as uncharacterized. The coding region runs from base 1 to 672 and encodes 223 amino acids. The record is from RefSeq and is a predicted model, not a curated record. The transcript has a single exon. NCBI's taxonomy places the organism in Eukaryota, Fungi, Ascomycota, Eurotiomycetes, Eurotiales, Aspergillaceae.